CCUGUCACGCUGUCACUUGGCAUCUCGAUAUUCGUCGGUCUAGUGUGUUGUGUUUGCAAAAAUUUGGAAAGACUUUUAUUUGUAUAUAUCGUUUUUAAUUUUUCAAAUUUAGAGAGUAGAUGAAGGAUAUAUUAUGCCUCGAAAUUCAAAGGAUAAAUAUGAACAGCCAUCGUCAUCCUUUAGUGCAGGAGGUGUUGCUCGAAAAGCCCAGACCUAUCUAUUGUCUGAAGAACAAUCUCAUACCAAAAAACCAUGGACUGAGUUGGAGAUAACAGGGACUAUUCGCAAUCUUAGCUGUAAUUUGUUUCACAUGACACAUUUAACAGGAUUAAUUUUAAAAAACAAUAGUUUACAUCGGAUUCCUCCAGAUAUAUGUCAUUUGGUUAAUCUUCGUAACUUGGACUUAAGUUAUAAUAAGUUACGGUCACUGCCAGCUGAGUUAGGGGACUUAAUCCAGUUACGGGAAUUGCAUCUUAGUCACAAUCUUCUGAGAAUAUUACCCUAUGAGCUGGGCAAGUUAUUCAACUUGAUGAUUUUGGGAUUGAUGGGAAACCCACUCAGUAAGGACAUCCUAACGAUCUACAGUGAACCGAAUGGAACGCAGAAGCUGCUUACCUUCAUGCUGGACAACUUACAAGUUACUACCCCUCAACCUCCACCUAGACCAUGGAUACCUUUAGCUAGGCCGACUGCAAACAGACCAGCAUGUAUUUUCACUGUAAUGUGUUACAACGUACUCUGUGACAAGUACGCCACUAGACAAAUGUACAGUUAUUGCCCGUCCUGGGCUCUUAAUUGGGACUACAGAAAAAAGGGAAUUAUGGAAGAAAUACAGCACUAUGGUGCAGAUAUAAUCAGUUUACAAGAGGUGGAACUAGAACAAUUUUAUAAUUUCUUUAUGCCCGAAUUGAAAAACCAAGGCUACCAUGGCAUAUAUUCGCCCAAAUCGAGAGCGAAACACAUGGCAGAGUCCGAAAGAAAACACGUAGAUGGUUGUGCGAUAUUCUAUAGAACAUCAAAAUUUACUUUAAUAAAGGACCACUUAGUAGAGUUUAACCAAUUGGCUAUGGCAAAUGCCGAUGGAUUAGAGCAUAUGUUAAAUAGAGUGAUGCCAAAAGAUAACAUCGGUUUAGCCGCAUUGCUCCAAACAACAGAAAAUGCUUGGGAAAAUGCGCCACCUGAUGCGCCCUUUAUCAAACAACCGAUUCUGGUUUGUACGGCGCAUAUCCACUGGGAUCCCGAAUUUUGUGACGUCAAACUUAUUCAAACAAUGAUGCUAAGCAACGAGCUCAAGUCAAUUUUAGAAGAAUCUGCUCAAGCACUUCGAUCUAACAAUGUCAACAUUUCUGAUUCCAGCAGUAUUCAGUUGGUUUUAUGUGGAGAUUUCAACUCGUUGCCAGAUUCAGGUGUAAUUGAAUUUUUAAGUACGGGCAGGGUAUCACAGGAUCAUAAAGACUUUAAAACAUUUAGCUAUAAGGCUUGUUUAGAAAAGAUUCUCAGCUGUGAUAAACCCAAUGAUUUUACGCAUUCCUUCAAACUGGCAUCUGCAUACAAUGACGAAAUUAUGCCAUUUACAAAUUACACGUUCGAAUUUAAGGGCAUCAUUGAUUAUAUAUUUUAUGCGAAAAACACCAUGACACCUCUAGGUCUUCUUGGUCCAAUAUCGCAAGAAUGGUUAUCGCAAAACAAAGUUAUCGGUUGUCCACAUCCUCAUGUAUAUUCUGAUCAUUUUCCUCUCCUGGUUGAACUCGAAAUGGUACCGACGAUAACUUCAUCAAUAAAUGGGAUUAUCAGGUAGCAACCGGCGGUGUGACACUAGAAAUUAGCCAUUGUCGCCUUCGCAUCGCUGUACCUGUUGGACAUUUUGUCACUCCAUGCCAUCAGACAGAACUGUUACUUUAUUCACUCACCCAGUGUACAUUUCGGAUGUACAUAAACCUUUUCAUAAAUUCUUAAUCGGUACCUGACGGCCUCACUCCGAAUAGGAUGUCAAAAAUUAACACAAAAAUCAAAUGACUUUUUUUAUAUAACAAUCAAGUUACAUUGUAAGGUUGUAUAUGUAAAUAUUCAAAGAACGCACAUAUACACAUCGUCAUCGCUGCUAUCAUCCCAAACUGAGGUUGCUGUGAUUUUUUAAAUUAUAUUUAUGUUUACCUUUCACGUAAUGUAAAAUUGCUGGGACCUAAAAUGUAAAAACUGAUUGAUGAAGUAUAACACAAAAUAAAAAUCACCGCGACCUUGAUAAUAUUCAUUUUUCAAAAUGUUUUUAAUUGUUAGACUUAUAAAUAAUUAAGUCGAUUUUUGUUUCUAAAAGUAAUUGGUUUUCAAGUCAAACUUUUGUUAUACAGGGUUGUUCACCACAGACGACACGGAGUAU
Sitophilus oryzae (rice weevil) is the source of this 2377-nucleotide messenger RNA. It is a transcript of the gene twin, whose product is annotated as CCR4-NOT transcription complex subunit 6. The transcript is spliced from 11 exons. Gene Ontology annotation, biological process: nuclear-transcribed mRNA poly(A) tail shortening. Gene Ontology annotation, molecular function: poly(A)-specific ribonuclease activity; protein binding. Bases 134 to 1798 code for a protein of 554 amino acids. Lineage: Eukaryota; Metazoa; Arthropoda; Insecta; Coleoptera; Curculionidae. Gene Ontology annotation, cellular component: CCR4-NOT complex; nucleus; cytoplasm. The record is from RefSeq and is a predicted model, not a curated record.